AUGACCAAGGAUCGUCUAAGUGCUUUUAAAGCCGCACAGUCAGAAGAUGACCAUGAAGAUGACCUGGCAGCAACAGAUAGCGCUCAGGGACAAUUCAUGGAAGAAUUUUUCGAACAGGUUGAAGAAAUACGGGGUAGUGUAGAUUUAAUUGCAUCAAAUGUGGAAGAAGUGAAGAAGAAACAUUCAGCGAUUCUUUCCAAUCCAGUUAAUGAUCCUAAAACGAAGGAAGAAUUGGAUGAGCUAAUGGCUAGCAUUAAGAAAACUGCGAAUAAAGUUCGAGGAAAACUAAAAUUAAUCGAAAAUAGUAUUGAACAUGAUGAAAGUAGUGGAUUAUCGUCAGCUGAUUUACGUAUACGAAAGACGCAACAUUCAACGCUUUCCAGAAAAUUCGUUGAUGUGAUGACGGAUUAUAAUAAAACACAGACAGAUUAUCGCGAACGUUGUAAGGGUCGUAUCCAAAGGCAGUUAGAUAUUGCUGGCAAGCAAGUUGGUGAUGAAGAUCUGGAAGAAAUGAUUGAGUCUGGGAAUCCGGGCGUAUUCACUCAAGGUAUCAUUACCGAUACGCAACAAGCACGGCAAACGUUAGCGGAUAUUGAAGCUCGUCAUAAUGAUAUCAUGAAGUUGGAAUCAAGUAUACGUGAACUACACGAUAUGUUCAUGGAUAUGGCAAUGCUCGUCGAAUCUCAGGGUGAAAUGGUAGAUCGGAUAGAAUAUAAUGUAGAACACGCGAAAGAAUUCGUUGAUCGAGCUGUGGCCGAUACGAAGAAGGCCGUGCAAUACCAAAGUAAGGCAAGAAGGAAGAAGAUAAUGAUAUUGAUUUGCGUGACAAUAUUAAUCGCCAUACUGGUCCUCAUAUUGAUGACAUUUAUCCCAAGUCCUUUUUGA
Messenger RNA from Cercopithifilaria johnstoni, 885 nucleotides. NCBI's taxonomy places the organism in Eukaryota, Metazoa, Nematoda, Chromadorea, Rhabditida, Onchocercidae. The record is from the annotation of a GenBank genome assembly.